AUGGCACCAGCACGACCUCGAGUCGUGGAUGAUGCGCGAUCAGAGACAUCGCUCAACACAACGAGAGAUCGAGCUACCACAGGCGUACCAACCUCAAAAUCGAAAAAGAACAACGCAAAUCAAUCUUCUGUAGCCAAUAGCUCUUCAAAGACACUAGCCACACCCAGCAAUACUGCCACAACUGGCUUAAAGGCCAAUGGCGCAGUCGAGCCUCAGCAAGAACAACCUCAUGUUGACUGGCCCUCAUUUCCAGCAUAUGCUCUGCACGCCUAUCGAUCGGCUUACAGACUACAAAUACCUGCUUCCUACACGCAUAAGCACGCGGAACUUCUCUAUCAAACCUGCGAUCUAGCCCUACGGGCACCAUCCCAAGUACUUGCAAAAAAGAAGGCACAUGAUCUGAAGGUAUACAAAAGAAGACAGGCACAACAAGCCACUCAGACUCGAGCACAUGCGAAUGGUGUUUCCAAAAUCUCCAAGUCCUCACGUUCCAAAGAUAAACGCAGUACUACCAAGAACAAAGAAGCGAUAGACACAACAACACAGCUAUCGAUAGAAGAGCCACCCUCACCAAAUUCAAACUCACAUCCCUCCCAUAGCAAUGUAGACUCGGCCUCAAACCCUCCCGAUACUGCCUCGAGAAAAUCCCCUACAAUCGCAUCGGAACAGCAGCAGCAAGAAGAGCAAGAGGAGGACAACAGCAUACCUACCUCCCUGAACCAAACAAAUCCCGAGUCAACCGUCCUCGGUCAUUCCCAAGCCACUGCUCUUCAAACCUCGAUACGGAAACACUUCAACGCUCAACAUCUGAACGAAGCAGAGACCAUAGCACGAUUUACGUACGUCGUCCGUCAGCAGGGCAGCAGCACCACAUCACGCAUCGCACCUCUCGCACAAAGGCUAGGCGUGCUGCCUCUACCCAACACGAUAGCAGAGAAUAUCGCAGCUGUAGCAAAGGCAGCAGAUGCGAAUCCAGUUGCUGCCGCUGCAAUCACCGCUGCCACUAACGCUGCAGGCGCGACUACGGCUGCGAAUACUGUUGGCAACGCAGGAGGAGCUACUGCGGAAAAGGGCAAGGGCAAUGCACAUACAGCACACAGCCUAUCUGGGCCAAGGACCCUUGGUGGUCAGCAUGUGCAAGUAGAAGGUGGAUAUGGAGAUGGCAAAGGCCACAUGAUGGGCACUACCAGUUGCGGAAGACAGGUAAGAGUAUUGGAUGGUGGUGGUACAGGCACUUUUAGAUUGAGGUUCAGACCUUAG
Messenger RNA from Lithohypha guttulata, 1260 nucleotides. RefSeq lists its product as uncharacterized. The record is from RefSeq and is a predicted model, not a curated record. The transcript has 2 exons. The coding region runs from base 1 to 1260 and encodes 419 amino acids. Lineage: Eukaryota; Fungi; Ascomycota; Eurotiomycetes; Chaetothyriales; Trichomeriaceae. Gene Ontology annotation, molecular function: protein binding.